AGAAGAAAAUGUGAAUUUGCCUUCAUCAUAAUGAAUUUCUGUCAUUCUAGAGAAUGAGAUAUUUUUGGUCCAAGAAGAUGACAAAAGUAAAGACAUAAUUAUUCUGCUUCAGUCUUUCACACCACACUCUGUAAUUGUGUUAACUAUAAUGGCUCCUCACCAUCACCAUGCUUGCUAGGUAGCUAAAGUGACUGUCAUUGCCCACAAAACAACAAAUAUUGAAAAUAAAAUUCAUGUUCUAUAAAAGCAUAUAGUGCUACUGCUCAUAAACUCUCAUAUUCAUUGGUGAGUUUGGUUUGGAGUAAAUUAAUGGAAACGCCGUUGCUCAAAGGCAAAGGCAAAGCGGAGGCAGCUGAUGAUGACUACGCGGCAGUGAGGAGCUUUGAGGAGGCCAUGUGGGUCUCUUGGAAGGAGGCAGCGAAGCUCGGGAGAAUUGCAGCUCCGGUGGCGUUUACAACUCUGUUUCAGUACCUGGUUGUGUCUGUCACCACCGUCUUUGUGGGUCAUCUCGGAGAUCUUGAGCUCUCUGCUAUUUCCCUUUCUGUCAUUGUCAUCUCUGGCAUCCCUUUUGGUUUACUGGUUUGCAUCUAUUUACAUUGCUUCUGUUUCUAUUUCUAUUUCUAUAUAUAUGUGUAUAUAUGUAUCAUCUAUGUUCAUGUAAAAUGUGACUGUUUACAUGUUCAUAUUGUUUUGAGUUGAUUACUCUUACUUGUUGGAAUAUAGUAGGUGUGUGAUGAGCGUUGCUCUGAUACCAUUUGUUGGUUUAUGUGUGAAGGAUUUAGGAAAAUAGACAAUAAUUAAAACAAAGUGAUUUUAUUAUAUUAGAGAAGAAUAAUACAUAGCUUGGUGUAGGUUAAUUGGCCUCCUUAAUUUUUUGGCUUAUUGGCCAUCACACUUGCUUAGAUUAGUUUGGGAUAUAUUGGUGAGCUUAUUGGCUCCCUUAGUUUUGUGUAGGUAGCUCUUGGCUCCCUAAUAAUUUGGGAGUUCUUUUUGUUAGACUCCCCACCUUAUAUCAGUACAACCAUGCCUAUUUAUAGGCUUUGAUUGCCGACAUACACAGCCACCGACUUGGGCUUCUUCAUUUCUUAGCCACAUAUGUGUCUUGUUCUUCAAACUUCAAUUGCUUUUGUUCCACCUCCUUCAUUCAGCCACUGCUAGCUUGUUCUAGAAUAUUCUUGUAUUGCCAUCUCCAUCUUUUCAAGUCUUGACUUUUCUAGAAUUGUGUAGAACACAAAUGAGCAUUAUUUUUUCAACAUUAUUAAUUAAUUAUAAGGAAAGUUUUAACUUUUAAGUGAGUUCAGUUAUAUUUAUUACGUGAAUAUUUGGUCACAUUCUCCUCGGUCUUUUGGCUAUAUAUAUAUAUAUAUAUAGAGAGAGAGAGAGAGUAUAUAGCAUAGCAGGUUGCACGUCCCCUUUUGAUUUUCUGUUAAAUGCUCAAGGGCUGUUUGACUUGAAUAUUUGUAAUUCUGUGGCCAAUUCCAGCCGCAAUUUUUAGAAAUGUUGCUUAAGAGAUGACUUGUGUUGAAGGAAUGAAAGAGAGACCAAUUUAAUUUGGCUAUGCAUUUAUGUAUGUAGAAAGGUAUGGCAACUGCACUGUGAACGCUUUGUGGUCAAGCAUAUUGUUGGAAAAAAUAAUGCUCAUUUGUGUUCUAUACGAUUCUAAAAAAGUCAAGACUUCAAAAGAUGGAGGUGGCAAUACAAGAAUAUUCUAGAAUAAGCUAAAUGCUCAAGGGAGUGGAACAAAGCAAUUGAAGUUUGAAGAACAUUCUAGUACAAGAUACAUGUAUGGCUAAGAAAUGAAGAAGACCAAGUCGGUGGGACUUGGUAAUGUCGGCAAAGCAUGUUGGCAAAGCAUGCCUAUUUUAUAGGCAUGCAAUGCAAUAAAUCAUGGAGGAAUCAACAAAAGGAACUCCCAAAUUAAGGGAGCCAAGAGCUACCCAAACAAAGUUAUGUUGAGGAACCAAUAAACUCACCAAACUAAGUGAAGGGCCAAAUAGCCCAAAACUAUUCUAAAUCAAGUGUAGUGGCCAAUAAGCCAAUAUGCUAAGUGUAAAAGACCAAUUAGCCUAAACCAAGUUAUGUACUAUUCUCCUCCAAAUUUAAUAAAAUCACUUUGUUUUCCCUUACAAUCUAACAAGUGGUAUCAGAGCAUCACAUACGCUCAUCACACACCUACUAUAUUCUAACACAUAUGGUGCAGGCCAAGUUGGGUCGCUUGGAAUCUAUAUGCAGCGGUCAUGGAUUGUCCUAUUGAAUUGAUCACCUGUAUCAUCCUUUCACCGGUUUAUAUUUUUGCUGCUCCAAUACUGGAGAUUUUAGGCCAAGAAAGUGAUAUAGCUGAUCUUGCUGGAAAAUAUAGUGUAAAGAUAAUUCCUCAGUUGUUCUCCUCUGCCAUCUUUUUGCCCACUCAGAGGUUCCUUCAGGCUCAGAGCAAGGUUAGCGCAAUGGCAUUGAUUGCUUUUGUGGCGCUGAUCAUACGAACUGGACUGCUUCAUCUUUUCAUCAAUGUGUUUGGCUGGGGAACCACUGGUACAGCUGUAGCUUAUGACAUCACACACUGGGGAAUUACAGUUGGUCAGGUUGUGUAUAUUAUGGUUUGGUGCAAAGAGGAGUGGACUGGAUUUUCAUGGCUGGCAUUUAAGGACAUUUGGGCUUUUGCCAAUCUAUCCCUUGCCUCAUGCAUGAUGUUUUGCCUAGACUCAUGGUAUACCAUGACCAUAAACAUUCUCGCAGGUUUACUUGAAAAUGCAGUGAUUGCUGUUGGUUCCUUUUCUAUAUGCAUGAACUUUCAGAAUUGGGAGAUCAUGUUGUUGGUUGGACUAAAUGCUGCUAUAAGUGAAGAUAUGCAACGUGCCGUUGCUCGUUUAGCAUACUUUUUUGGAGUAACCAUGCUUCUUAAUAGCGCAACAGUAGUGUUAUCUGGUGUUGCUGUUGGAAGUGGAUGGCAAGUGAUGGUUGCUUAUAUAAACUUUGCUCGUUAUUAUCUAUUUGGCUCCCACUUGCAAUCUUUCUUGGAUUUAAAGCAAAUCUGGGUGCUCUGGGACUUUGAGGUGGCAUGAUGAGUGGAAGUACUUUUCAGAUCUUAUUCUUAUUGAUUGUGACUUCCAGAACCAACUGGGACAGAGAGGUGGAGCAAACAACAAAGCGCAUCAACAAGUGGGGAAGCCAAGAAACAAAAACUGACGAGAUAACAAACAAAGGGAGCUGAGCUGAGUUGGAACUUGGAGUUAACUAAGAUGGCAAACGCGUGCUUGGGUGGGACCUGGAGUUGGGCCCACCGUCUUUACACUAAUGUUGAGAAUGGUACCGGGUCUGUAGACCCAUGGAUAUUUAAGAGGUUGAGUAAAGGUUUGUUAGAGUUUUGGGCCUUUGUGCCUUUGGGUCCACCAUCUGUGCUCACAUCCACUUUGGGAAGCGUUCAAAAAUCUCUUUUAGGUCAUGAGUGAGCCGAAAGCCUCCCAUAAUCUUAGUCAGACAAAUUAAGACUUUCAUGGAUUCAAUUAUUUUUUGUGUUUA
Molecule: messenger RNA, 3516 nt
Organism: Prunus persica (peach)
Lineage: Eukaryota; Viridiplantae; Streptophyta; Magnoliopsida; Rosales; Rosaceae
Product: protein DETOXIFICATION 34
Exons: 6
Coding region: 2238-3059 (273 amino acids)
Biological process (GO): transmembrane transport
Cellular component (GO): membrane
Molecular function (GO): xenobiotic transmembrane transporter activity; antiporter activity
Source: RefSeq, a predicted model, not a curated record